CUCGGAGAACAGAGCUCAGUCACCGAGAGGGAAGAGGAGUCAUGCGCUCCGGGCGCGCGGGGCGGGGGGGGGGGGCGCGUUCCCAUCCAGAGCCCCGCGAGACGGGCAGGUUUCGUUCCCAGCGCGCUUCCGGGAAACUGCGGCUUCGCUGGGGAGGGACUGAUUAAAAGUGGUUUUCCGGCAGGCUGGAAGCUCACACCGCAGCUCUGGCAAAGCCGACAGUCACUGUGCCAAGGCCGUCGGGAGAAUUGGGGCCGCCUUGCGUGACUGCGGGAGCACAGCGACUGGGGUCUGAGCCGCUGGACCCUACCCGGCGCCCCGCCCCCCGCCCCCCCACAAGCCCCGCCCCGCUCCGCCAGGUCCACCCGCCCAAUGCAGACCUUAAAAGUCGCGCGGGAUGGCGCGUUUCAACUCUGGAGUGACUGUGCGCAAACGGGCCACGCCUCUGCGACACCGGCUGUCGGAGACACGCGGGGGUCCUGAGGGCUGGGAAUUGACUGCAUUUGUUGACCCCCCAGUCUCAGUCCGCACUCUGUGAGAAAACCCCGCUUUGCCGAGGCCCCAGGUAUAGCGGCGAUCUGCAAAGAAGGGACCCUUCUUGGUCCGCAUCCCAGUCCCAGCGCCUCUGGCUCGGACGACGCCUAGAGGCUACUGAGUGGGUGCCCAAGCUCCCAGAGCAGCAGGUGUCCCGGCUAGGUCUCCGAUUUCCUGGAGACCUCUUGCCCUCCACAAAGGCCCCAGCCCUGUUUCGGAGCCGUGCAUCCCGCGCCCGCAGGAAACCGCGCCACCUCGCAGCGCAGCGUAGCCAGACGCCAGGGGUAGGGGCGCGGGGCGCCGGCUCCUUCCUCCGCACACCUGAGCGCCACGCCUCCGUCCAUCUCUCUCCGACAUGGUCACCAGCCUCGGCCCCGACGCUCGCCUGCAGCCGAGCGCGCUGUCGUCCCAGCAGACCACGCUCCUGCUGCUCCUUUCGGUGCUGGCCUUGGUGCACGUGGGCCAGUGGCUGCUGAGGCAGCGGCGGCGACAGUCGGGGUCCGCGCCUCCGGGCCCGUUCGCGUGGCCGCUGAUCGGAAACGCGGCGGCGAUGGGCCCGGCGCCGCACCUCUCGUUCGCGCGCCUGGCGCGGCGCUACGGCGACGUCUUCCAGAUCCGCCUGGGCAACUGCCCGGUGGUGGUGCUGAACGGCGAGCGCGCCAUCCGCCAGGCGCUGGUGCAGCAGGGAGCCGCCUUCGCCGAUCGGCCGCGCUUCGCCUCCUUUCGUGUGGUGUCCGGCGGCCGCAGCCUGGCUUUCGGCCAGUACUCCCCGCGCUGGAAGGUGCAGCGGCGCGCGGCGCACAGCACCAUGCGGGCCUUCUCCACGCGCCAGCCGCGCAGCCGGCGAGUCCUCGAGGGCCACGUGCUGGGCGAGGCUCGCGAGCUGGUGGAGCUGCUGGUGCGCGGCAGCGCGGGCGGCGCCUUCCUCGACCCGCGGCCGCUGACGGUGGUGGCGGUGGCCAACGUCAUGAGCGCCGUGUGCUUCGGCUGCCGCUACAGCCACGACGACGCCGAGUUCCGCGAGCUGCUCAGCCACAACGAGGAGUUCGGGCGCACGGUGGGCGCGGGCAGCCUGGUGGACGUGCUGCCCUGGCUGCAGCGCUUUCCCAACCCGGUGCGCACGGCCUUCCGCGAGUUCCAGCAGGUCAACCGCAACUUCAGCAACUUCGUCCUCGACAAGUUCCUGAGGCAUCGCGAAAGCCUGCAGCCCGGGGCCGGCCCGCGCGACAUGAUGGACGCCUUCAUCCUCUCGGCGGGAACCGAGGCGGCGAUGGAGGGCUCGGACGACGGCGGCUCACGGCUGGACCUGGAGUACGUGCCGGCCACUGUCACCGACAUCUUCGGCGCCAGCCAGGACACGCUCUCCACGGCGCUGCAGUGGCUGCUCAUCCUUUUCACCAGGUAUCCUGAUGUGCAGGCUCGGGUCCAGGCCGAACUGGAUCAAGUCGUGGGUAGAGACCGGCUGCCCUGCCUGGACGACCAGCCCAAGCUGCCCUACGUCAUGGCCUUUCUUUACGAAGCCAUGCGCUUCUCCAGCUUUGUGCCUGUCACCAUUCCUCAUGCCACCACCACCAGCGCCUCCGUCUUGGGCUACCACAUUCCCAAGGACACGGUGGUUUUUGUUAACCAGUGGUCUGUGAAUCAUGACCCCGCAAAGUGGCCUAACCCAGAGGACUUUGAUCCGGGCCGCUUCUUGGACAAGGAUGGCUUCAUCGACAAGGACCUGGCCAGCAGUGUGAUGAUUUUUUCAGUGGGCAAACGGCGGUGCAUUGGGGAAGAGCUUUCCAAGAUGCAGCUGUUUCUCUUCAUUUCCAUCCUGGCUCACGAGUGCAAUUUCAAGGCCAAUCCAGACGAAUCCGCGACGAUGGAUUUUAAUUACGGUCUGACCAUUAAACCCAAGUCAUUUAGUAUCAACGUCACUCUCAGAGAGUCCAUGGCGCUCCUCGAUAGGGCUGUCCAAAAGUUUCAAGCCGAGGAAGGCUGCCAGUGAGAAGCCAGAAGCGAGCUCAAAUUUUGGAAAUACUCAAGUGGGGGGGCGGGGGGAUAUAAGACUGUUCUAGCUCCUCUGUGCCACUUUCUCAAUUGGCUUCUAAAGUGAGCAUCAACCAAUGGACCCGCUGAUGAGGGGCUUCACGGACCUGUGCUCAGAGCAGCUCAGGGCUAUGAAGGAGCUCCUGGAUUUUUGGAGCCAAAGAAUUAAAGGGUUCAAGGUAUUUUUACACAAUAUUGAGUGCUGGUAAUAAUAUCUUGAGGGAGCAUCCUUUGGAGUUGAAACCCACAUAUGCGCACCCACAAAUGACCUAAUGAAGAACAGGUUCAGUAACCACACCUUCCAGGACUGACAUUCCAAGCGCUGAAAUCUGCUUCAUAGGAAACCACAGUGAGCAAAAUUUCUGAAAAUACUGUUGAUUAUGCAAAGGCAAAUCAUUUCAGUGUAAGACGCGGGAUUGAGGGUGACAAGGGAAGAGGGUAAAGACCAGAAACUCCUUUCUGACCUCUUUGGUCAAAAAUAGUUUAGGGAGUAUCUCUGGAUGGAUUUGUCUUUUUGCCUACUGAUGUGCUUUCUCUUUUUUGCAUAAAUCAUGAGGUCAUUUGCUUAUAAAGAAAUCAAUAGUGGUUGGUCCAAUAGUAGGCUUCGAUGAUUUAUCAUGAUUUUGAAGUGUAAGUUGUUAAACUGUCAAAAAUUCCAAGCCGAAGUCACACCUCUGCUGUUGCCAAAGUAUAGAAUUUCAGUGAUGAGGAAAAAAAAAUAUUUACCAGCCCAGCUAAGCUUUAUGGCCUAUGAUCAUAAUGCACUGAUUUCAGUAAGUCUCGUAGAAUAAAAAGGUCACCAAAUACUAUUCAAUAUAUUUACUUAUAUAAUUAUUUGUAAGUAAUAUGUAUUAGUUAUUAGAUUAUUAAAUAGUAUUAGUGAUUUUAAGAAAAGUUCGAGUUAGGUACACCUUUCCAAAAGAAAGACCAAAAAGUACAGUUCAACCAAUUUAGUCUCAAAUACUUGAAAUGAGCCUAUUUUGACAUCAUGGAAACUAACAUAAAGCAAAGUCCAUUCUCUCAUCUGCAACUUGAAUCAGAACUAAAAAGUCUCAAAAUUGGAUCUCUAAGAUGUGUUCCUUAUUACUUUACAACAUACUUUCUAAAAAUUAUAUUCACCAUCUAGAAUCUUCUUGUGAAAUCAAUGUUGUUAAUAUGCUAUAAUUCUAAACUCUCACCAUACUUAAAUUUUAAUUUAAUUUUAAAGCCAUUCUGAUUGUUGAGUUUCCAUUGAAAUUACUGGAAAUCUGACCGUUAGCCUGUGCAAGGCAAAAAAAUUUAACCUGUGUCUGCCUGGUGAAUAGGGAAAAAUGCAAUGAACUAUCCAGAUCUUCUCUUUAUUAGAAAACCAGGGGGGAAAUUCCCAUCAUACUAGGCCUAGUUUCUUAAAUGAUUUUUAAAAAAUAGUGUCCAUGUCUGUGUUUUGGAAAGUCAGAAUCAGAAGGUAGCGUUGGGAGGCUGUUUUGAGGAUUGUAUCACGUUCCAAUGGAGCUGAUCAGAUCAGGCAUGCUGUUCAGAAUGGCCGGCCUGGUGAGCAGCCCACUUUGAUAACUGUGAAAACAUGAAGCCUGAAGGAAAUAUAUAUGUUCCAUUUAUGUAAAGAGCCCAAAAACCUAAAACACACACGCAAAAACAGAAAAACAAGGCAAAACAAAAAAACGCACGAUGGAAAGUGGCAAAAGUUCAAAGUGAAGGUUGGAGCUUUAACUUUCCGUUGCGUGUGAACUUUCAGAGGAAGGUAUACAUGUCCUGAGAGUUUACUGCUUCUUACAUUCUAUUAAGCUUUUUGGGAAUCUUUUAAUCAUGUUACAAAAGGAGGCAUGGCUGAUGGCUCUGCAUAGGGGCGGUGAGAAAAAAGAUAGGAAAAGGAAAAGGAAGAAAUAUGAUUAAGCUUUCCCCCACUCAUUCCAAAUUAAUUCCUCUGAAGCACAAAAUUUGAAAUAUGAACAUUUAGAAAAAUGUAUCACUGGCUAAAGUUCAAUCCCAAGUAUACUUAAAAAAAAAUCUACAACACAGAAGAUCUAUUUUGUAAUUUGGAAUUCUUUUAUGAAUAAACAUUUUGUAUGCUUUUAAUCAAUAAAAUCUCAUAGCUCUACCUCUUGAGGAUGGAGACCCAUGACAGUAUUUUUAAAGGCACUAAAGCCAACUGUAGAAAUCAGGCUUACUCACCACAUUUAAAUUUUUUUUGUCACCCACUAUGCUAAAACGUGGUUACCCCCUACCCCUAAGCAGGGCCAAGACAGUGAUUUUAGGUUGCCCUAGCCCACUUACUCUGAGACAUGUGUGGUACAAGAGCAAGCAUGUACCAAUCUGGAUGCCUCAUUAAGUCAACCAAGUCCAGAUGUGCUAUAAUCUGUUUGUACCGAUGUAGGCUCAGUUCGGCUGAGACUUCUAGCAACGGAGAAGGACAAAGAGAGGUGGGUUCCGGGAGGCUACCUGGCUUAUUUAAAUGCAACUUGGUUAUUCUCUGUUUUAUAAUCUAGUUAAAGGAAGGAAAACGAAACCCAAAACAAACAAAUACAAAUAACCAAACUUGGAGGCUACAGUAAUCCAGCUACUUACUGGUCUAAUCAGAAAACCUUACUAUAUUUCUUCCAGACAGAGAAUGUAUUUGCUGGUCGCUAUUGUAGUUGGAAUAUCUACUCUCCAGGUUAUGGUAACAGUUAAAGUAUAUUGUUCCUUAAAUAAUUCCUUUAAAAACUGAAGCUUUGACUUUGCAAGAAGAUGACUUUUUUUUCCAAACAAAAAGAUGUCUCAGGUUUGUUUUGUGGGUUAUCUGAAAGCUUUUUUUUCUCCCCUCCCUCUAAAAGCUUUCACGUCUCAGAACUUAGCCUUCACCUGUGAAAUGCUAUUACAGCCUUAAUAUUUCCGUAUUAGAUCUAUAUUAGAUCAAAUAGUUGCAUGGCGUUUAUAUGAAUUUGUAUGUUUUUAGCUAUGAUACAUUGUGUGGUAUUUUAGUAGAUGUUUAUAGCUCAAUGAUAACUUUUUAUUUAACCUUUUCCUAUUUUUGUAUUUUAUCACCGAUGCUUUUAACAUUUAGAGAGCUACUGUUGUACAUGCUUGUGACUGAAUACAUUUUGGCAACACAGGGUUAACAUAUAUCUUUUAGUGUGUGAUUGACCACACUGUAUCUGUAAUUACCUAUAACCUGACACCAUUACCAAAAUAAUAAAAAUCACUUUCUAGUCUUGUUA
Molecule: messenger RNA, 5759 nt
Organism: Mustela lutreola (European mink)
Lineage: Eukaryota; Metazoa; Chordata; Mammalia; Carnivora; Mustelidae
Product: cytochrome P450 1B1
Exons: 3
Coding region: 890-2524 (544 amino acids)
Molecular function (GO): heme binding; oxidoreductase activity, acting on paired donors, with incorporation or reduction of molecular oxygen; monooxygenase activity
Source: RefSeq, a predicted model, not a curated record